ACAGAGUGCGCGCGGCGCCGAGGCCGUUCCCGGGGAGCGGCGUCCCUGGACGGCGGGCGGCUCGGGCGGUCCCGGAGGAGAACUGGAGAUGUCUGGUCUGUGCCGCCUCCUGCUCGCGUACCUGUUCCCGGCCCUCCUGCUUCACGGGCUGGGAGAGGGUUCUGCCCUCCUUCAUCCAGACAGCAGAUCCCAUCCCAGGUCCUUAGAGAAAAGUGCCUGGAGGGCUUUCAAGGAAUCACAGUGCCAUCACAUGCUCAAACAUCUCCACAAUGGUGCAAGGAUCACCGUGCAGAUGCCACCAGCGAUCGAAGGCCACUGGGUGUCCACUGGCUGUGAAGUGAGGUCAGGCCCAGAGUUCAUCACAAGGUCCUACAGAUUCUACCACAAUAACACCUUCAAGGCCUACCAGUUCUAUUAUGGCGGCAACCGGUGCACGAGCCCCACCUACACCCUUGUCAUCCGGGGCAAGGUGCGCCUGCGCCAGGCCUCCUGGAUCAUCCGCGGGGGCACUGAGGCCGACUACCAGCUGCACAACGUGCAGGUCGUCUGCCACACAGAGGCUGUCGCUGAGAGGCUCAGCCAGCUGGUGAACCGCACGUGCCCGGGCUUCGUGCCUGCUGGGGGCCCCUGGGUGCAGGACGUGCCCUACGACCUGUGGCGGGAAGAGAAUGGCUGCGAGUGCACCAAGGCCGUGAACUUCGCCAUGCACGAGCUGCAGCUCAUCCGUGUGGAGAAGCAGUACCUCCAGCACAACCUGGACCGCCUGGUGGAGGAGCUCUUCCUCGGGGACAUCCACACUGACGCCUCACAGAGGAUGUUUUACCGGCCGUCCAGUUACCAGCCCCCCCUGCAGAAUGCCAAGAACCACGACCAUGCCUGCAUCGCCUGCCGCAUCAUCCACAGGUCAGAUGAGCACCGCCCGCCCCUCUUGCCCCCCAAGGCUGACCUGACCGUCGGCCUGCACGGCGAGUGGGUGAGCCAGCGCUGCGAGGUGCGGCCCGAGGUCCUCUUCCUCACACGCCACUUCAUCUUCCAUGACAACAAUAACACCUGGGAAGGGCAUUACUACCACUACUCCGACCCUGUCUGCAAGCACCCCACCUUCACCAUCUACGCCAAGGGCCGCUACAGCCGGGGAGUGCACUCCUCCAGGGUCAUGGGAGGCACGGAGUUUGUGUUCAAAGUGAACCACAUGAAGGUCACCCCCAUGGACGCGGCCACGGCCUCACUCCUCAACGUCUUCAACGGGAACGAGUGUGGGGCCGAGGGCUCCUGGCAGGUGGGCGUCCAGCAGGACGUGACACACACCAACGGCUGCGUGGCGCUGGGGAUCAAACUACCUCACACUGAAUACGAGAUCUUCAAAAUGGAGCAGGAUGCCCGUGGCCGCUAUCUGCUCUUCAACGGCCAGAGGCCCAGUGACGGGUCCAGUCCAGACAGGCCCGAGAAGAGAGCCACCUCCUACCAGAUGCCCCUAGUCCAGUGCGCGUCGUCCGCGCCCAGAGCCGAGGACUUCUCCGAGGACCACCGGGGUCACCAGUACGGGAGCUGGGCUCCAGGGCGGAGCGCUUGUCCCCUGCUCCUUGCUGUGCUCGCCGGCCUUUUGACUCUACUGCACUGGAACGUCCUCAGAUAGAAGUUUUUAAAAAGCUAUAUUUUUCCAAACCAGGAUUCCUUACAAUUGACAGAUAUUCUUUACAAAAAAGAAAGGGCUCUACUUCUUGUGAUGCACUUGAACGCCCCGGAAAUGUGGCUCCUUUUCUGCUGCCCGGCCCCCUCCCUCCCAGCCUGAGUCCUGAGCAGUGCUGUUUGAAGUUUCUGCUUUGAACUCUGGCCAGUGGGAUCCCAGGCCCGGGCGCCUGCUCAACAGUAAUUGCACUUUAAGACCGCAGAGAGUGUCGAGCUAGUGUGUUUGGUAGAGGGGGCAGGGUGACGGCUAAGCCCUCUUCUGUUCUUCCUCGGAAUCAUUAUUCUGUUUCUGAGUUUCAUGUCGACGAAUAUCAGACUCCUGCUUUUCCUGCCACUGAUCCGCGGAUGCUUCUUGUCCUCCCCUGAAGCUGUGUAAUGACCUGGAAUCCAGUGCAGAGUUGGUUUGGGACUGUCAUCAAGACCCCUGUUACUAAGAAGAGACUUGAGUGUAGAUAUGUAUAUAGGGAAAGACAUCCUGACAGCCUUAAUGCAAAAGAAGGAGGGAAUCACAACUUUCAAAUGUUGAGUAGAAAAGUAUCUGUAAUUAAAGUUUCAACAUAAUUUAAACUACUGUUGUUUUAACUUGUGGGGAAAGGAGACCUGGUGAAAUGCUGGUUUCUGGGUGGUUGCCGAAUGCACACUGCCUGAUGACUGUUCAGCUGACAAGCGUGGUCGAGCAGAUACCAAAAGCAGUACACAUAGGACCAGCGAUGCACGGGAUGGUGACAGUGCGUUAAAUGCUACCUGAAUGGUUAAAAAGUGCCUGUUCAUUCCACAGUUUCCUCUUCAUGGGACCCUUGUCCUGGCUCAUGCUGUGUCUGGUUAGGGGUGAGCGAUAGAGCCUCGCUUGGCCACCUCGGCUACCUUCAAAGAUGACUAUUCAGAGACCAUGCUUUGCUGUUCAGGGACCUGGCUGUUCAAAGAGAGUGUAGUGGGGGCAUCCUCACCGGGGCUGCACUAGACCCUCAAUGUGUGUGAGACCCACGCUUUGGGAAAAGCCCCCUUAUCACCGGAUGUGCUGGGUUUGCUCAGUUUCUGUCCUGCUGUUGCCUUUGCUCUGUGGCUCACAGGGUCUCAGGGUCACCUUCUGGAGAGUCUCUGAGCUUCUUCCUCACAGACGUUGGGAGGGGGCAUGAGUCAUGGCUGCCCAUUCCUUUGGAUCAUUACAGAUGGUGCUAUCUGAACACCAAGUGCUAUGGCCAAUAGAGCCCGACGGAGGGAAAUAGCAGGUCACCGAAAGCCUGGAUGGAAUCAGAGUGAGCACGGAAACCACAAUCGAGGUCAAGAGUCAUACUUGUAUUUAAAAAUUAACUUUAUGAAAUGCUGUAGCAUUCAGUGUGGUGACAAAUUGUAAGGAUAGCAGGGAGUACCAAAGUGCUUUAUCUUUAGAAUAUAUUUUAAGUUGUGCAUACUGAGGGGUUUAUCGAAUGAAAUACUAACUUAAUGUCUGCCAAGUUUAAUAAACAAAGAUGUCAAAGAUACUCCCACAGAAUUCAUUUUACCUGUGGAUCUAUUUAGUUAGCACUAAUGCUAUCUUUAAAGGAUAUAAUAAAAUUAUGUGAAAAACUGUGUUCACUGCUAAAGAAUACGUCAGCGAUUUGCCAUAAAAGUGACUAGAUUUAUAGCCAUGUAAUUCACAGGCACUCACCUAGGCUUAGAUAUUCAUACUUUUAAAAAGUACACCACACGCACACACACAUACAUGCACACAUGUAUCCAAAUACAUAGGUAUUAACAUGAAUAUAAUGUAUGUGUAUGUAUAUAUGUCUUAGGACAACAUGACAUUCAUGGGGUCGCAUCACUUUCUGACACAUAAAUCAUUACAGAGAAUGGCCAGUGUAAUUUACUCACAAAUAAUCAUCACAAUUAGAUGUAUGCCUGUCACUUGCUGUAUCACUCACGUAUAUCACAUCUUGUUUUGGUUAUGUCGUAUUAACGCAAAUAAGGGUCCGUAAGUUAGUGGCAGGUAGCUCCCCUUGUAAAUACUGGGUUUGGUGAAAGAAGUAAGUAAAUAAAGGAUGGCUCUUCUCGACUUCCCGGCCUGGAACUAGACUUCCUCUCUUCCUGGGUAGUAGGCUGAUGAUGGUCAGGGUCAGAAAGUUAUUUCUUCCGGGGAUGUACUGUAUGGUGACUAACAUAAUAUAAUAAAAAAACAUUAAAAAAAAAGUUUCUUCGGCAAAUCCUGUCAACUCCAGGGGGACCUGGACUUAGAAAGGAGCUUCCUGGAGCCCCCAGUCACCCAGUAUGGAACAAAGGUAAUUUGUGCAGACAUGACAAAUCUGGUCAUCUGCGUAGAUGCCUAGCGUCUGUGACUUCCAGGUGGUGGUGUCCCUCCUGCCAUCCUGAACAGUCCGUCGUGGCAUCCUGGUGCUGUGGCAGCCCACUCGGGUAACUCUCAGCAGCACCCAGCACCCAGGAUCCCUGCGCGAGAGGCUAGGAGUCAGGGCAUCCUCGACAGGGCUUCACACACACUUGUAAAAAUGACUGGACCGUAAGACCUGUGGUUCCUGGUUGAAGGGAAAGCUUUCAAAAGAAUAGAAGAGAUUCUCCAUCCCACCAACUCUUUAAAUAGGUCUUGAAAACACAGAUGAUGUCCAAAGCAGUCCACACACACAUUGCAAUGUUUCAUUUUAAAAAGGUAAACACCACCCCCCCCAUACGUAUGACUUAUCAGGCGAUGGCAAUGGAGUGCGACAACCAACAGAUAGCAUCUAACUGGGCAUUUCUGGACACGUCCUCAAAGGAAAAUGCAGACCAUCCUGAGGUGGCAUUAGGGGAGCAGGGAUGGGUGGAAAUACACGGAGAGUGGGCCCACUCUGAACAGAGAAUUUCUCUACCUGACACAGAUUUUUCUGG
Messenger RNA from Ailuropoda melanoleuca (giant panda), 4545 nucleotides. It is a transcript of the gene APCDD1, whose product is annotated as APC down-regulated 1. Gene Ontology annotation, cellular component: plasma membrane. Gene Ontology annotation, biological process: negative regulation of Wnt signaling pathway. The record is from RefSeq and is a predicted model, not a curated record. The coding region runs from base 89 to 1636 and encodes 515 amino acids. Gene Ontology annotation, molecular function: Wnt-protein binding. Lineage: Eukaryota; Metazoa; Chordata; Mammalia; Carnivora; Ursidae. The transcript is spliced from 5 exons.